This is a messenger RNA of Sorghum bicolor (sorghum), 824 nucleotides long. Its product is annotated as protein FATTY ACID EXPORT 5. Lineage: Eukaryota; Viridiplantae; Streptophyta; Magnoliopsida; Poales; Poaceae. Bases 267 to 626 code for a protein of 119 amino acids. The transcript has 4 exons. The record is from RefSeq and is a predicted model, not a curated record. Gene Ontology annotation, cellular component: membrane.
ACGAGACUGCCCCUCCUCCGUCUCUGCGCCACCCGCUCCCUCUCCCUGUCCCUGCGCGGAGGAAGCCCGCAGGAAGCCACGCGCACACCGCAACCGCAACCGGAACAGGUCGACGACGACUUUCUUCGCGUCUCUCUCCUCCCGCCUCGCCUCGCCUCGCCUCCGAUCCGUCCGAGAUAGUAUAAAGAAGGCACAAAGGCGACGAGGGAGGGGGAGAGUAGGCUCGCCGCGAGAUCUGUGAGAGCUCCCCACCCAUUCUUCCCAAGAUGCACGACUUCUGCUUCACCAUCCCCUACGGGUUCGCCGUGCUGGCCGGCGGCGUGAUGGGCUACCUCCGCCGCGGCAGCACCGCCUCCCUCGCGGGGGGAGCCGGCGCCGGCGCCAUCCUCCUCCUCGCGGGCUUCGUCAGUCUCAAGGCCUUCGAGAAGCGCCGCAACUCCUACGUCGCCCUCGCGCUCCAGACGCUUUGUGCAUUAGCCUUAACUUACGUUAUGGGGCAAAGAUACCUUGAGACCUCGAAGAUUAUGCCAGCUGGUGUUGUUGCUGGUCUCAGUGCCGUGAUGUCAGUGUUUUAUCUGUUCAAAAUUGCAACCGGCGGCAACCACAUCCCUCCAAAGAAAGAGUAAACCAGGCUUUAACUUGUAAACUAUGUUUGAUUGAACUUGAAGACUACGAGCGAUUGUGUUUGUCUAGUUGCAUGGUAACUUCAGGGACUAGCAUCUUGUUCUCCUUUUGUAAUGUGGCUAGAAUGUACCAUGGUUUGUGAACAAUGUACAAGAAAUAAAUAUGCGAUUCACGGAAAUGAAUGUGAUGUUACUGAGGCA